Molecule: messenger RNA, 1047 nt
Organism: Myripristis murdjan (pinecone soldierfish)
Lineage: Eukaryota; Metazoa; Chordata; Actinopteri; Holocentriformes; Holocentridae
Product: E3 ubiquitin-protein ligase TRIM21-like
Exons: 3
Coding region: 1-1047 (348 amino acids)
Molecular function (GO): protein binding
Source: RefSeq, a predicted model, not a curated record
AUGAUACAGGAGCUCACCAACAUUGACUCCUGGAGAUACGUGAACAGCAACUGUAACCCUGCUGACAACCUCACCAGAGACCACAAGUCACAUGACAUUGUUCCUCUGAAAGAAGAAUGUGAAGGAAAGAAGGCUGAGCUGGGGGAGACAGAGUCUGAAAUUCAGCAGAUGAUCCAGAAGAGACGAGUGAAGAUUCAGGAAAUCAAACGAUCAGUGGAGCUCAGCAGGGAAGAUGCAGAGAGAGAGAUCGCAGACAGUGUGCGGGUCUUCACUGCUCUGAUGCAGGCUGUUGAGAGAGGCCAGGCUGAACUCAUUGACAUGAUUGAAGAGAACUUCCCAUCCCUCAGCGCUCCUCCACACACCAAGAACUGGACAGAGGUCAGAGUCCAUCGCUCAUCAUAUGUGGGGAGUGUGAGGAGAGCUGUGGAGGACAUUUUCAGUAAAGAGAUAAAGAAGCUAUGUGCUGAUCUUGAGCUGAAGAGGGUCCAACAGUAUGAAGUGGAUGUGACUCUGGAUCCUAAUACAGCACAUCCAACUCUCAUCUUGUCUGAUGAUGGGAAACAAGUAAAGCAUGGUGAUAUAUGGGAGAAUCUCCCAGACAACCCAGAGAGAUUUUCUGUUCGUGUCUUUGUCACAGGAAAGCAGAGCUUCUCUUCAGGAACAUUUUACUACGAGGUUCAGGUUGAAGAAAAGACUGACUGGGAUUUAGGAGUGGCCAGAGAGUCGAUCAACAGGAAGGGAAAAGUCACAGCGAGCCCCAGGAAUGGCUACUGGACCAUAUGGCUGAGGAAUAACAAUGGUUAUGAAGCUAAUGCUAGCCCUCCUGUCCGUCUCUCUCUGAAGUCUCAGCCUCAGAAGGUGGGGGUGUUUGUGGAUUAUGAGGAGGGUCUGGUUUCCUUUUAUGAUGUAGAUGCUGCAGCUCUUAUCUACUCCUAUAGUGGCUGCAGCUUCACUGAGAAACUCUACCCAGUCCUCUGUCCCUGUGUUAAUGAUGGUGGUAAAAACUCAGCCCCUCUGAUCAUCUCUCCUGUCAGUCAUGCAGAUUAG